This is a messenger RNA of Tachyglossus aculeatus (Australian echidna), 2449 nucleotides long. It is a transcript of the gene HIRIP3, whose product is annotated as HIRA interacting protein 3. Gene Ontology annotation, cellular component: nucleus. Lineage: Eukaryota; Metazoa; Chordata; Mammalia; Monotremata; Tachyglossidae. The coding region runs from base 189 to 2021 and encodes 610 amino acids. The transcript has 7 exons. The record is from RefSeq and is a predicted model, not a curated record.
AUUGGUUUUUUUCCCGUCAUCCCCCGGGGCCCGCGGCCUUGAAGGCCCAGAGGCAGCGUGCGGACACACUUGCUGGUGCGGAAGCGCUACGUGGCCCCCGUGGGACCGGACCCCCCAGACCCCCCGGACCACCAGCUCCCCAGGAGAAGCAGGCCCCGAAGCCACUGGUGGAGGCAGAACUGGGCAAGAUGCAGGUAGACGAAGCGGGGGCUGCAGAGGACGCCCCGCUUCCUGGGGAGGGGGUGAAACGGCCCCUCAGCCCACCCAGCUCGCCAGAAGUAGUGAGCUCUGAGAAGAAGCAGAGGUUCAACUCGGAGUCAGAGCACAGCUCCGAUGACUCGGAUCCCGGUCCCCAGGCCACGCGGCUGCUUGGCAGCUCCAAGAGCACUGUAGCAGUGAGAGGGAUGGCGAAAGGCCUGACUAAGAAAGGAGUAAAACAGGCUGCGGUGGAGAGCAAAAGUCCCUCCUUGAAGAAGUCCCCAAAGGAGGGCCAAACUAGUGAAGAGGAGCAGAAUGGGAAACCGAGGGGAACAGGCAGGGCAGUGAAGAAUGAGAGCAGGAAGCCCAAGGACAGUCAGGGAAAGAAGCAGAGGGGACCGACGAGGAGGAAGGGAGCAAAAAUGGAGAGCGAAAGCAGUGAGGAUGAGCAGGAAGAGGACCGCAGGAAGAGAAGGCAGGCAGUUCAGAAGAAGGGAGCAAAAAAAGCUCUGGAGAAUGAGAGUGAGGAGGAGGAAGAAGAAGGAAAAAGCCGGGCGGGGAAGCAACCUAUGGGGAAAUUAGUGAGGAAAGGAAACAGGGAAGAGGUGGAGAAUGGUGAGAGGAAAGAGAGUGAGGAGGAAGAGAGUAGCAAGAGGAAAGGCGGGGUUAAGAACACAGGAGCAAAAGCCCCGGUGGAGGAUAAAACAAGUAGUGAAGAGGAGGCAAGUAGAGAAAACUGUACCAAGUGGAAGAACGGUGGAGCAAGGGAAAGAAAGAACAGAAGCGGGGCCAGGAAAGGGGGAAAGAAAAGUACAUCUGAGAGCGAGAGUAGUGAGGAAGAGGAGGAGGGAGGUGGCAAGCAGAAGAGAGGUUCUGGAAAGAAAGGAAAGAAAAGGGCAGUGGCAGAGGAGGGCAGUGAAGAUGACAGCAGUCCAGCAGUGAGGAAGGGAACAAGAAAGCCCUCGAGGGAGAAGAGUAAUAAUGAAGAGGGCGGCAGCGGUGACAAGAAGAAAGGCCAAGCUGGGAAGAAGGGGGCAAAGAAGUCACGGGAGAGUGAAAGCAGUCAAGGAGAAGAGAGUAGCGAGGAGGACGGCGAGAAGGGAAGUGUGGGCAGGAAGAGGGGAGCCAGAGAGACAGGGAAAGAACGGGAGAGGGCAAGUAGUGAGGAUAAUAGCGAGGAGACAGGCUGUGAGGGGAAGAAGGCUGAAGAAAAAUCACCGAAAACUGACAGUGAGAAAGGCGAGAGCUCCGAGGACGAAAAAGAAAGUGACGAGGACAGCGGGGAGAAGACAAACGUGCCCAGGAAGGAUGGAGAAGGAGCCAAACCAAGCACCCCUUCUUCCUCCUCCUCUUCCUCACGGAACAAUAGUCCCCAGCCCAAAAAGAAGGCCUCCCGCCGUGGAGAGGAUCACCCGGCAGUGGUCCGGCUAAAGCGCUACAUCCGGGCCUGCGGGGCGCACCGCAACUACAAGAGGUUGCUGGGAUCUUGCCGCUCUCACAAAGAACGGCUCACCGUGCUCCGGGCCGAGCUGCAGGCCUUGGGCAUGAAGGGUAAUCCCUCCCUGGAGAAGUGCCGAGCCGUGAAGGAGCAGAGAGAGGAGGCGGCCGAGAUGGCGUCCCUGGACGUCAGCAACAUCAUCAGCACCUCAGGCCGGCCCCGCCGCCGGGCCGCCUGGCCCCCUCCGCAAGAAGCCGGCCCCGGCCCCGGGGGCCGCGCUCGCCCAGCGCUGGACUCGGACGGGGAGGAGUCGCCGUCUCGCCCGUUGCCUCCCGACUGGUCCAACCUGCGUGGGAUCAUCAGCAGCGACGGGGAGAGUGACUGAAUAGGAAGAGGGUGCCCCGCGGAGCCUUCGGACAAAACGCGGCGAGAGACGACGACGGGCCGGAGCUUGCGCUGCGAUACACGCCGGGCGCAGCCGGCUCUUCCGACACGAGGCCACGCGGCACCGGAACGGGCUCGCCUUGCGGGAAGGUCGCUCCGUGCUUCUUCCCCGGCGUCCUAAACCGACGACGAGCAGGCGGUGUGACAAAACCGCACGUAGAGAACCACCCUUGGGGCUGUAUAUAUGUAUAAAAGACGUACUACUCCUCCCACCUUGGUGCCUUGCCCCGGAGCGGGGGAUCGCUAGGGAAAAGGUUCUGGUGAAGCAGGAGGGAGAGGGAGCCGUGCUCGAUCAUGUUCGUCCCUCGCGUUCGGGGCGGAGGGUUGUCACUUUUUAAGCCUCCAAUAAAUGACUGUUUAUCACUUGAA